AUGCGCUCGACCACAGGAAUCUUCUCUCUUCUCGUCGGGUUCUCCCUCCUCUUCAACAUCGCCAGCGCCUCGUUCAUGCUCUAUGAGCGGGACAUCGAACCGGCCGAAAUUGACCUGCAGCUAAUCACCAACGAGCUCGACUUGCUCGACCUCGACCUCAUCCUUCUGAAUGCCACCCAGUUCAAUAUUACUGGCCCAGAGCUUGAUGCGCCGACACUGGUCGCGCAAAUCAAUCAGGAGUUCACGACUCUGGACCAGCUGACUCUCGGUGCAUCUAUGCGAGUUAUGGCUUGCUUUUCGGCCAACGGACCGGCCACCAUCGAGGACGCAGACGGAUUCAUCCACCUCGCCCAGACCGGCUACAUCCCCAUCAUCGAGGACAUGCUCAACCGCACCGAAGGCCUGCACCCGUUCUUCUCUAAAGACGCGGCGAAUUUGGCGUCCCUCCGCAACGACCUCCGGCUGUACAACCACUCCAACUCUUUGUAUCUCGCCAACCUGACUAUCGCCUCAGCCCCUGAACUGCUGCCCGUCGUCCGAAAUAUCACGGCGAACAUCACUCGAGCGUUCCAAGAGACCUUGGCCGUCUAUGGAUUGUUUUAG
Molecule: messenger RNA, 603 nt
Organism: Mycena indigotica
Lineage: Eukaryota; Fungi; Basidiomycota; Agaricomycetes; Agaricales; Mycenaceae
Exons: 5
Coding region: 1-603 (200 amino acids)
Source: RefSeq, a predicted model, not a curated record